Molecule: messenger RNA, 1530 nt
Organism: Penicillium cosmopolitanum
Lineage: Eukaryota; Fungi; Ascomycota; Eurotiomycetes; Eurotiales; Aspergillaceae
Product: MFS general substrate transporter
Exons: 9
Coding region: 1-1530 (509 amino acids)
Biological process (GO): transmembrane transport
Cellular component (GO): membrane
Molecular function (GO): transmembrane transporter activity
Source: RefSeq, a predicted model, not a curated record
AUGCCUGAGACAAAACCAAAGACGGGACGACCAUCGUUGUUAGGGGUGUUCAAGGAGAUUUUCAACUGGUAUCCAUCAGAAUAUCCCUCCGAGGAGCGAAAAUUGCUUUUUAAACUCGAUUUAUCUAUUCUGAUCUUCGCUUGUCUAUGCUCUAAUUCGGCCGUAGACCAAACCAACAUCAGCAAUGCCUACGUCAGUGGUCUCAAGGAAGAUUUCGGCCUCUACGGCAAUGAGUUGAAUUACUUCAAUGUUUGCUAUUUCACGGCAUAUGUCGUAUUUCAGGUUCCUGGGCUCUUGUUGAUGUCGCGCCCAAAACUAGCACGCUGGCUACUUCCUGGACUAGAGGUACUAUGGGGAAUUUGUACAUUUGCCCAAAGCCGCGUAACAAAUGUCAACCAGAUCUAUGCCCUGCGGUUUCUAGUGGGAAUGUUAGAGGCACCCGUUUUUGCUGGGACCCAUUUCAUUAUAGGAUCAUGGUAUUCUGGACCAGAACUAUUCAAGCGAGCCGGCGCCUGGUUUAUCUGUAACCCGCUAGGGUCCAUGGUGAGCGGAUAUCUGCAAUCAGCAGCGUACACGAACCUUUCCGGAGUCGCAGGCAUGCCGGGUUGGAGGUGGCUAUUCAUUAUUGACGGCAUUUUUACAAUCCCGGUCGCUCUUAUUGGUUUCUUCAUUUUCCCUGGUAUUCCAGACUCGCCGCGGCCGUUCUACCUCACCGAGAGUGAUAUUGUAUUGGCGAAAGAAAGAACCGCCAGGGCCAAGAUUCGACGACCCGGGAAGCUUGGAUUGGACGUGUUCAAGAGGUCAUUGAAGAAAUGGCGUAUUUGGGUGUUUAUCCUUUGCUAUGCGUGCAUGAUCAUUUCGUCAUACCCGUCAUUAUAUAUGAAUCUGUGGCUCAAAGCAGAGGGCUAUUCGGUGACACAGAUUAAUCAAUUGCCAACCGUGAUAUACGCAAUUACUAUUGUCGCUUCCUGGCUCGGGUCGACUCUUGCAUCGAUAUACCCUGCAUGGAUUAUCUACACUCUGGCAUCGGCUUGUGUGCUUUUCUCGACGCUUUGCAUGAUAAUUUGGAAUAUUCCCACUGCAUUAAAAUUCUUUGCUUGGUAUCUUUUUGGAAUUUCAGGAUGUCUCAGUCCAAUUCUAUACUCAACCGUGAAUACGAUCGUCAAGGAUGACUCCGAGGAACGCGCCUUGAUCAUGGGCUCUAUGAUGACCUUUGGGUAUUCAUUCAAUAUCUGGGUCCCACUUCUACUAUUUCCAACUGCUGGGCCUGACGGGGCUCCGAGAUGGAGAAAGGGUUGGCCGGUGACUUUUGUAUUCUAUUUCCUUCUUUGGGCGGGCUUUAUAUCCGCCAUCCUGAUCCACCGACGAGACCAACGAAAGAGCAAAUCUGUUCAUUCUUCCGAGCAAAGUGAUGAAGAGGGGGAGACUAUUGUUGUUGGCGACGGAGUGGAGUCGAAGGUCGGAGAGUCAACGCCAAAAGCACAGUCUGGAGAGAGGGGUCUACACGCUGCAGAACCAUCUACUAAGUAG